AUGGAGAAGUUGCGUUCUUCUUUGUCGAAAACCUUAAAGUCACUUGGUGACUCAUUUUCGGAGGACGCAACUGUGAUGGACGAUAUGUCCGACUACAUUGUAUCUCCGCACGACGGCUCACUUACUCUAGAUUACGAAGCUAACGUCUCUGGCGUUAUGAAGUGCGCAAUGCAAGACAUAGGAGAUGCAAGCGCACUCUUACCCAAGUUCGUCCCAGUACUCCGACUAAAGUGCAGUAUUUUGCCUCCUGAAAGUGUUGGACACGAUUAUGAGACCACCGUUGAUCCCGAGUAUGCGUCGAUAUUCAUUGAGGACGAUUUCAAUGCCAUCGAUUAUGAAAUGAAAAAACUCUUCGGAAUUGAACUACGUCUUGAAGAUGUCGACCGAGAGCGAUUGCGGCUAAAAUCGCAAUUGCAAGUUGUAUCGAAGAAGAUUUCCACUCUGAUCAUGGAGAAGUCGCCUUCAUAUAAUGGCCAAAUAGAAGAUAUGGAUUGCAUUAGAGACAGUCUGAAAGAGUUAGUGUGCAACAUCCGUGUCAUCAGAAGAGCUCUUGCUGGUGCGCAGUCAAAGAGCCGGACGGCGCUGUCAAUCCUCGCGAAUGAGAAAAAGAAACGGAUGUUGAAGACUUUGCACUCAACAUUACGAAUCAUCAAAACUCUCUACGAGACAGAGUUUCAUCUCAGAGAUUGCAUUGAGGACGGUAACUUUCCCGUAGCCAUAAGGGUGUGCUUGGAAGCUAAAGAAGCAGCAAACACCUAUCGACACUUCAGUUGUGUAAGUGAUCUGAUGACCAAACUGGUUGGUUCUACGAACCUGAUCGAAAGUGCUCUCGAUUCGGCGUUAGCCGCAUUUACCAUAGUAUUCGAUCAUGACCGAUAUGCGUCAGUCUAUUCGGCUUUUACAAUGCUCAAUAAAGUAGAGCCUGCAUCCAAGAAGCUCAUCCUUCACUUUAUCUCGACUAUAAAGAAAUCAUCGCAGAAAGUUAUUGAGGAAAGGUGUAAAGCUUGUCAAACGGUUGCUGAUACAACUGAGAUUCCUUAUGAGGAUUUGUGUCAGCGUGUAAAUUGCGAAGAAAUUGUGUCAACUGUCCGAGAACUUGGAUACGUCAUGUGUAAAAUCCUUACCAUCUUUCAUACAAUCCUUCGGUUUCACACUGAUGAUGACGAGCGAAAGCGAAUGAGCAACGCUGACGAUCCUUAUCUCGGGAUCAUGGUUAACCAGCUGACGACGUCUAUGCACGCAGUUUUUCGCGUAGCGCUGUCCAGGAUGCAUUCCCUCUUGUGCAGUCAGGAAUUCUCCUUACUGAAAUUCGAUCAGUUGUUGGAUAUUGUUGAUAUGGCGAAUAAAUUUCGUCGCUUCGGUCGUUCCUUCUUUGGGUACCCUUCUGAUGAAUUGUCGGUAUCCUUAGAACAACAAGCCGUCAUCUACUUUAUUCGAUACCAUUCGGAACGAAUGGAAGAGUUGCGAAUGUUUUUGGAGAAUGAGUGCUUCACAAUAUGUCCAGUGCCUCAUCAGUUCACUAUAUUUGAUUUGCAAGACUUCACCUUCCUGGAAGAGUGUCGGAAACGAAAGGAUAACGCUGAAACGCCGACGAAUAACUCGAAUGGAGAACAGCAUGGAUUUUCGAUAAUACCUCCUGAUUUCGUCAACCCGUUCGGUAGUUCAGAAAUAGAGUCCCAGAAACAGUCCGCACACACGUCGAGAUCGGUGGAAGAACCUGAUGAAUCACAUGAGGAGAAGAACGAAUCUGUAGCGAAUGAGGAAGUGCUGGAUCACACGCCCAAUAUCUGCAAUACCGCGCUCAAUUUGCUUCGCUUUUUUGGGCGUUAUAUCCGUAUGACGUUCCUGCUGCCAUCUAUUGCAGAAUACUCGGUUCCUGCGUUAACACAACAAUUUGAAUAUUUUUUCUAUUCGAUUUGUUUAUUCUUUGGUGCUGAUGGAUCAGAUACGAUGGAACCGCUGGUCAGGAUUGAGGCUGUACUCUCGGACAUCUCGGACCGGCUUAUAAUAGACGAGUCUCGGCUGCUUGGCCGGAGGGUGUUGUCCGUUGUUCCUGAGACCCGACGCCUAGUUUACGACUGCGUCGCCAGCCGAGCGCUCAAGUAUCCUGUUCUCAUCGCCGCUGUUUCAAAUACAAAGUGGGAUGUGAACGAGUUACAGAGUCGGCAUAGCAAUUAUGUAGACUUUAUGAUCAAAGAUUUCGAAGGAUUUGCUCUGCGAUUGGAACGCGCCACUGAAAACAUACAUCUGAAUGAAGCAGGCCGUGCAUUGUUGUGGGACAGAACUAUAUAUUACGCUUUCAAAGCCUUGGUUCAAGGAUAUUGUGAAGGUGGCAAGUGCUCAACGGAAGGUCGCGCAUUGAUGCAACUCGAUUUUCAACAUUUAUUACUGAAGCUGAGCAAUCUGCGGUGCGGUCGCCCAGUUCCGCAUACCGCAUUUGUUGAAGGAUACAUAAAGGCAUUCUAUUUGCCAGAAAACGGACUCGAAGAAUGGAUCAGCAAGCACACUGAGUACACAGCCAAAACAGAUGAUCUCACUUCUCAGCGUUGCCACACAUGUGUCGAAGAAGGCAAGAACGAGGAUAAUAAAUGCUCUCAAUGA
This is a messenger RNA of Cooperia oncophora, 2601 nucleotides long. The record is from the annotation of a GenBank genome assembly. Lineage: Eukaryota; Metazoa; Nematoda; Chromadorea; Rhabditida; Trichostrongylidae.